AUGCUUCUCCAAACGCUAGCCAGCUUAGAUCAAGCUCGGGCUCUACCCCAAGUUCAAGCCUCAACUUCCACAGCGGCCAGCAAUCCCGGCAUCCUCAAGCCACACGCCACGGAGACGGAGGCAAAGCCGAAAGCCCAGUCAUGGAGCCACCGGCUCGAGGCCCGUAUGCCGUCCAAACUCAAGGCGGCCGCGGCUACCCUCAAGUCGUCAAACAUGAUUAGCUUGGGGACUGGGCGGCCGAAUCCGAAGUACUUUCCUUGGGACUCGCUCACAGCUCAUGGGAAGAGGCAUCAGGGUAACGGUGCUUUUGGAGAUGACACUGCGCCGGCGUCUUGCUCUGCGGGAGACAAGGACUUUGACCUGUCUAAGGCUCUGAACUACGGCGAUGCAGCUGGGCAUGCUCAGCUUAUCCGCUUCGUCACUGAGCAUGUUGGCCUGAUCCACAAGCCUCAGUAUGAAGACUGGCGAACUUGUCUGACUUGCGGGACAACUUCUGCCCUUGACAUUAUCUUCCGCAUGUUCGUCAAGCCCGGCGAUUCAUUACUUUUUGAAAGUCUGACCUACCCGCCUACUAUUGAGAUUGCAGAAGCGCAGAAGUUCAAUCCUGUCGGAAUCACCAUGGACACAGAGGGCCUUAUACCCGCGGAACUCGAUAGAGUCUUGAGCACUUGGGACGAGGCCAUGGGACCGAAACCAUUUGUCUUAUACACGAUCCCUUCCGGACACAAUCCCACGGGGGUGACGCAGUCUACCGAGCGCCGCAAGGCCAUCUACGAAGUCGCCGGGAAGCACGAUCUUCUAAUCAUCGAAGACGACCCGUACUUUUACCUGCAACUGGAGAACGACUCCAGUACCCAGCUCACAGCCGAGAAGUACUUGGAAAAUCUGCCCACUUCAUAUCUGUCCCUCGACAGAACAGGCCGCGUCAUCCGCCUCGACUCGACCUCCAAGAUCCUAGCCCCGGGGCUCCGUAUUGGCUGGCUGACCGCCAGCGCCGAGAUAGUCCGCAUCUUCGUAGCCAACACGGAGAUCAGCUCCGCUUUCCCAGCCGGACCGUCUCAAGUCAUGAUGUACAAGCUCCUCGCCGAGUCGUGGGGACAUCGGGGUUUCUUUGACUGGCUGAGCCAUAUCUCUUUGGAGUACAGCCGCCGACGUGACAUUCUCGUUAAGGCGUGCGAGAAGCAUCUUCCGCCGGAUGUCUGCGACUGGGCCGUUCCCACGUUUGGCAUGUUCUUGUUGGUACGGCUGGAUGUGUCGAAGCAUCCUGCCGUGAGGUCAUUGGAGUUCCUUGAAACGGAUACUAUCCUCAAUAUCGAGGACAAGAUUUACAAGAAGUCCAGCGUGAAUGGGGUGUUGGUGACGAAGGGCAGCUGGUUCGCGGCGAAGACGGAGAAUGAGAUUGAGCGCAUGAAGCAGCGGAUCUAUCAGACGACAGCAGCCAAUUGGCGGCGAUACCGUCGCCCGCCUCGCACCGUACAUCGUGACAUCGACCCCACGCCGCUAUGUCCCGGGGCUCACUUUCCACCUCUCCCCCCGAAGUUGCCGCGACCUGAGUAUUCCUUCACGGCGAAUCUGAUCAGUGUUGACGACGAAGACGAAGUCCAUUUCCACGUGGCCUGCGAACAAGGCCUCCUCGAUCGCGUACUCACCUUCAUCCGCGAAAGAGAGCCGAGCGAGGCAGUCUUGCAGUUCGGCUUCGCACAAGCUUCCUGGGGGAACCAGCCGGCCGUCGCCCGGUGUCUACUCGAGCGCGGCACUCUCCUCCACAAUAACGUGUUUGCCCAGGCCGAGGGAUAUGGCACGAUAUUUGACGAGUCUGAGCCAGCAAAAGACCUCGUGCCCCUCAUUCAGGUCUACCUCGAUUGGGGCUGGCACCCGAACCAGGCUUGGUGUUAUCCGUUUACAGAUGAAGGCCGGACACCGCUCGUGUUCAAGGGGUGCCUGGCUAAUAGGCCGCUCGUCGAGCUGCUCUUGAAGCACGGGGCAAACCCAGACAUUGGGGUAAAGUCCCUAGGAGCAAACGCAGAUAUGCUGCCUUUAAAAAGCACAGGGGGCGAUGCUGUCGAUUUUGCGGCCCAGUUGGGAGACACCGCCCUCGUCGACCUCCUCUUGGCUUCGGGCGCCGAGCCGCGGAUCACGAAGCCAUUCAUCAGCCUCGUCUCGUACCAGAGAGAAUAUUACCUCAAGAGCGCUUGGGGAUGUGUGCCGUUUUCCCAGCGCCGGCCGAUGGCGGAACAUGUUCUCGCCAAGGGCGUCGUCGGUGUCAACGACGUGAAGUGGGUACCGCACCGACAGGGCGGCAUUUGUCACCAGGAGGGGACUGGUUAUGACACUACAGCGUUUGCGCACGCUUGCGCGGCGCUAGACUGGGAAUAUGCGGAGUGGUUGCUAGAGAAGGGCGCCGACCCUGAGUUGCUUGACGGCCUAGCGCUCAGCAAACAAUGUUGGAUAAUUGGGCUUACUGAACCGAACGAUCCCGAGACUGUGAGAAAGCUGGUGGACAAAGUCAAAAACGAGCAUUUGGUUGCCCAGUGA
Messenger RNA from Colletotrichum aenigma, 2535 nucleotides. It is a transcript of the gene swnA, whose product is annotated as Aminotransferase swnA. The transcript has 2 exons. Gene Ontology annotation, molecular function: protein binding; pyridoxal phosphate binding; L-2-aminoadipate:2-oxoglutarate transaminase activity. Bases 1 to 2535 code for a protein of 844 amino acids. Gene Ontology annotation, biological process: L-tyrosine biosynthetic process; aromatic amino acid catabolic process. The record is from RefSeq and is a predicted model, not a curated record. Lineage: Eukaryota; Fungi; Ascomycota; Sordariomycetes; Glomerellales; Glomerellaceae.